UUUCCCGAGCUGUCUAAUUAAAUUUGUAAUUUAAAAAUGGAAAAAACAACUCCAAUCGUGGCUGCAGCAGCUGGUUCAGUUAGAAAAAAGAUGGCAAAUCGUAUAGGUCGUGGAGUACCAGAAGUAACUGACGCUUAUUCUAAAAAAUGUUCAUGUAACAGAGAGAAGGCAACUGUGUUUUGUCGUUCUUGUGGUUUCUAUUGCAACGGACGUAUUCGAUUGAAAUGCCAGCAACAUCCUCGAGUGACCUUUCUGUUAGACAUUUCAGAAUGUCCAAAAUGCCAUUCAUCUGUAUUCCUGGAUGAAUAUAAAACAGGACAAUCUUAACUGCAACAAGUUUCUAUAACCAUUUCUUAUGUACUUAAUUUUUGAUAAAGACACAUCUAUAUUAUAGUUACAAUAUUUUUUGUGUAGUCCGUUAAUUUAUAUUAGUUUAGAUCAGUGGUCGGCAACCUUGUCAAUCAAAAGAGCCAACUAAGUAUAGAUAACAAAUAAUUGAAAUUUAUUCAAAGCGCAAUUUUUUUAACAUAACAAUAUAUUUUUAUAGUCUUGAGCUUAAAAAAGUUUACUUGGCAAUUUGUUUACAUCUUACAAGGCAAUAUCUUAAAGAUAAUUAGUAAUAUGUAGUGCUUAAACAUUUCGCACAGAACCACAUGUUAUUGACCACUGGUUUACACCAAAAACAAAUCAUUCCAACAAAGUUUUAAUUAUAGUAUAGAUAAUUAAAAUUAAUGAUGGGUAAUUUUAGUUUUGGUCAUUUAAAAUUGAGUUUUAAAUGGCCAAAACAUUAUUUAGAUCUUUAGUUCAGAGUUUUUUCUGUGAAUGUAUAUUAUAUUUAAAACAAAGUUUUUGUUAAAAAACUUUUUUGUUUUAGAUCAGUAUAGAUCAUAAUAAAUGUUCAUUGUUUGUGAAAUAAUAACUUUAACAAAAAAUAAUGAGUAAUUUUGUUAAAGUAGAACUUUAUUAUCUUUUUAAGAGCUCAUACUUUAGUUCAAGAGACUGACUCGUGGUGUAGUAGUUAGAGCCCCCGACUCGCACUGAGGAUUGUGGAUUCUGUUUCCACAUUGUACAACCAUUCUUGUGAUGAACAGGUUUGUUUGCUUUCUCUAGUUGUUUAUGAUCUAUAAACAUAGGGAAUC
Messenger RNA from Bombyx mandarina (wild silkworm), 1139 nucleotides. RefSeq lists its product as uncharacterized. The record is from RefSeq and is a predicted model, not a curated record. NCBI's taxonomy places the organism in Eukaryota, Metazoa, Arthropoda, Insecta, Lepidoptera, Bombycidae.